This is a messenger RNA of Maudiozyma saulgeensis, 258 nucleotides long. The record is from the annotation of a GenBank genome assembly. NCBI's taxonomy places the organism in Eukaryota, Fungi, Ascomycota, Saccharomycetes, Saccharomycetales, Saccharomycetaceae.
AUGGCAAGUGUAGCACAACAAGAAUCCACUAGUGUCUCUACACAAUUUCUUUCUGAUAUAAUUGGUAAACCAGUAAAUGUUAAGUUACAUUCUGGUAUGCUUUAUGUAGGUACUUUGGAAUCCAUCGAUGGGUUUAUGAACAUUGCAUUAUCGAGUGCUACAGAACACUACGAGAAUAAAAAUAAUGGAUUAAUUAAUACUUAUAACAGUGAUGUCUUUUUGAGAGGUACUCAAGUCAUGUAUAUAAGUGAGGUAUAA